Suillus fuscotomentosus is the source of this 1505-nucleotide messenger RNA. RefSeq lists its product as uncharacterized. Bases 325 to 1410 code for a protein of 361 amino acids. The transcript has 10 exons. The record is from RefSeq and is a predicted model, not a curated record. Lineage: Eukaryota; Fungi; Basidiomycota; Agaricomycetes; Boletales; Suillaceae.
GUCAACGUCGGCGGCCAGCGACUCGAACUUAAACCGACUGGAUCGGAUAAUUAGAAAUUAAAAACAUGAGGUUCUUCGGCUGCAAGCUCCAAGUCUAGCGCGCGCACUUAUGUCAUGUCACUAAUCGUCCGACAGGGUCAGGGCCCGUGACCAGGCUGGGUUUGUCUGACUCGGGUCUAUUCACGAACACAUAUAUCUUCACCGAUAAUUACUUGAUAGUUGCUCUGCCCGUUCAACUUUACAGUGAGGCAGUCUCGGACUUUUGCCACUUUUCUAUCCUUCCUUUCUCAACUUUAGUCGCUCCUUUGCUGACGUUACCAGUGCAUGCUUGCGCAAGUAAUGUUGCCUUCCGUCCUCGAUCCUGUUGCACGCAACAUUGCUAUACUGACAACGACAUUGACUGCGUUCAUGGUCCUCGAGUACUUUUGGUUUAUAAAAGAAGAAAUCCGGCUAGUCUGGCCGCGAUUUUUGAAGACCACAGAAGCCAAAGUAUACGUGGUGAUCAGAUAUGCUGGUUUAGCUGGAUCAAGCUUCAACAUCUGGUUUGCAUUUAGAAUGCUCUCGGGAGUUCCCAAUGGUCCGUUCGCUUGCAGAGCAUGGUACUGGUACCAGACCACGAUGACCCAGUGUCUGGUGUUUUCUGUGGAGUCAUUACUCAUGCUGCGGGUGAACAAGAUGUAUGGAAAAGGGAAAUCUAUCCGUGCACUCUUGAUCAUCUUCGGUGGCGCACAGUUUGCUGCCAUGGCAGCCAAUGCUCGAGUGGUUGUAAUUGGCACUCGCUAUUCCCCCAGUUGUGUCAUAAUCUCGCCUUAUCACAGUAGGAUCUAUGUCGGCGUCUCAAUCAUUGUAACUUUCAUGUUCAUCCUUUCUACAAUGCUAUGGAGAUUCUUUGGAAACUCAUCCGGCUGGUCAGAAGCUCUUCGUGCUUGGCUCAAGCUUGCAGUCCGCGACGGUAGCUGCACGACCAUUGCGAUAUUGGUGAUCUUCAUCUUCAUGUUUCUCUGCAACACGCACGUUAUCGACACACAAAUGAGUGGAAACAUCAUUUUUUACGUACUGUUAUCUUGUCUUUGGUUUGCUGCUGGACGCAUUGUUUUGCAUCAGGCCAAAUUCCAUGAAAUUCAAGAAUCCCAGAAGGGUGACAUUAAUGAUCAAAGUCGGUGGACUCUGACGAUCGAGGUGGACCCUGAUGACAUUAGACCUUUUGAUGAUCCGGAUGCAUGUCCAACGGGUCCCUCCGGCUUGGGGGUCAAGUCGACUGAAGUGUCCUCUAUGCCAAAUGCAGGAGUGAGGGAUAUCGCUGACAAACACCUUUGCGGGGAGGACAAUAUGCAGCUGUCGAGUUGCGCACCUACAUUCAUACCGAUCGAAGAAUGCAUCAGUGGUGGGGUUUCGGGCUUUAGGAAGUGAAGCAAAUCCAUUCGUUUAAUAAGAUGAUCACAAGUUCCGUAGUACAUAUAGUUUACAUAUCACUAAUGGUUUCACAUUGCCAGGCAUAUCGUGCC